Cyphellophora attinorum is the source of this 840-nucleotide messenger RNA. Its product is annotated as Trans-aconitate 2-methyltransferase. The record is from RefSeq and is a predicted model, not a curated record. The transcript has a single exon. The coding region runs from base 1 to 840 and encodes 279 amino acids. NCBI's taxonomy places the organism in Eukaryota, Fungi, Ascomycota, Eurotiomycetes, Chaetothyriales, Cyphellophoraceae. Gene Ontology annotation, molecular function: trans-aconitate 2-methyltransferase activity.
AUGUCCUCAGCCACCAUUCAGCAAGCUUCCAGAACCACAGCGCAGUCGCCACCGGACUGGGAAGCCGCCCGCUACCUCGCCUUCGAGCGCGAGCGAACGCGACCAGCACGUGACUUACUCGCCCAAGUACCUCCCGAGCUCCACCCAAGGAGAGUCGUGGACUUGGGAUGCGGUCCCGGCAACUCGUCCGCUCUCCUGGCGGAACGCUAUCCAGAAGCACACGUCACCGGCGUCGACACUUCGCCUAACAUGCUGGAGAAAGCUCGUGCUGCGCUGCCUAAUAUUACGUUCCAGCUGGGAGAUCUACGAAAGUACUCGCCGCCAGCAGAGGAUGGUCCAGUAGACUUAUACUACAGCAACGCCACCUUUCAGUGGCUCUCAGUCGAUGAGCGAAUACCGGCCAUACGGCGCUACCUAGACCUACUGCCGCCAGGCGGCUGCUUCGCAGUACAAGUCCCCAACAACUUCAACGAGCCCAGCCACAAGAUGAUGCGGGAAGUUGCGAUUCAGGAACCGUUUCGUCAGCAGUAUGGCGCUAACAUGCCUGGGAACAGAGGCUUCCCUACGCCUUCGGAGCUAUAUGAUGCGUUCAAGCCGCACUGUCAGACGGUGGACAUAUGGCACACGAUCUACGAGCACAAGUUGGCGAGUCAUCAGGCGAUUGUGGAUUGGGUUGCGACGACUGGGCUGCGGCCGUAUAUGGAGCCUUUGGUGGAUGAAGAGCAGAGGAGAGAGUUUGUGGAGAGGUACCUUGAGUUGCUGAGGCCGGAGUAUCCGACGUUGGUGGAUGGGGGAGUGCUGUUGCGGUUUCCGAGGUUGUUUGUGGUUAUGACGAAGUAA